UGCAAGGGGCAGCCAUCCGUCCAUCUGAAGCGGGAUUUCUUCCUCUCUAACUCUUCCCGGGCCCGAUCGGAGCAGUUCAUCAACCUGCGCGAAGUGAGCACUCGUUUUAGGCUGCCCCCCGGGGAAUACAUCGUGGUCCCGUCGACUUUCGAGCCCAACAAGGAAGGAGACUUCGUAAUUCGCGUGUUCUCGGAGAACAAAGCUGGGACGGUGGAGAUGGAUGAUCAGAUCCAAGCCAACCUUCCCGAUGAGAAAAUACUUUCGGAAAGAGAGAUUGACGAAGGCUUUAAACAGCUGUUUAAGCAGCUGGCAGGGGCG
Molecule: messenger RNA, 318 nt
Organism: Thamnophis sirtalis
Lineage: Eukaryota; Metazoa; Chordata; Lepidosauria; Squamata; Natricidae
Source: RefSeq, a predicted model, not a curated record